Molecule: messenger RNA, 1914 nt
Organism: Pocillopora meandrina
Lineage: Eukaryota; Metazoa; Cnidaria; Anthozoa; Scleractinia; Pocilloporidae
Source: the annotation of a GenBank genome assembly
UUUAUUGACACUUUAGGGGCCCACAAUGCUUGCAGAUAUUUAAAAACGGACUGUCAAGCAUCAGAAAGAUGUGUACCAAGAUGGGUCUCUGGUCAUGUAUCGCCUGGACAGUACAAAUGUGUUUGCAAAUCAAAAGGUUUUAAAGAGAUUCGUGGUCAAGGAUGUUUUGGUAAGAUGUAUUUGUCUUAUUUCGCCGGACAUUCCUUCGAGGGAACCAAAAAUAAAAUCAUGCCCCGCAAAAACUGGGUUUUACGAUACAAUUGCAAUCUCUAGAGCAGAUAGAGCGAUGUAAGGGACUUAGAAAAAACCCUUGAAGGUAACAACAAUGAGGAAGCAACGAGACAAAGAAUGAGACGAAAACGGAUUUCUAACAGAAAACUUGAAUGGCUUAGACGAAAUUUUCUAAAAUGCCUACAAAACGAGAUUGAUGUCUCUUAAUAAAACGGAACAGAAUUUCGAUUUUAAGCACGUUCCGAUGAAAAGAAAAUAGUAAGCACUGUAUGAAACCUAAAACCUUUUAUAUUUGAGCCUUAUAAUGUGCUGAGUACUUGUAAAUAAUUAGUUUUUCAGCUUUUAAAUUUCCUCUUUCAGAUGUGGACGAGUGUCAAAAUUCUCCGUGUGGAGCGUUGGCUGCUUGUGUCAAUACUUUUGGAAGUUACAAAUGCAAUUGCAAAAAUGGUUUUGAAGGGAAGGAUUGUAAAACUGGUAGGCCGACGUACAAAUCAUAAUUUCUUAUUAAUUCUGCAAGCUUUAUUUGACAAACAUACUGAUCCUAUUAAUAAGCCAUACAACUAAGUUGCCUCUUUGAGAAGAACAGGCAAUUACCUCUAUAACACACGCAAAGCAUGAAAAAAAAUUGUUCCAUGAAACCUUCUGAUUUAGAGAUGAUCAUCCAAAAUUCUUCGCCUUUUCAAGUUUCAGGAUCGAUGAAAAAAGUUAAGGAAGUGUACUACAACAUACAUUUCUUAUUAUACAUUUUAAACCUUUGACCCCGAAGAGUGACAGACAUCAAAUUUCUCCUGACUACUUCACCCCUGAAUCACACAUUUAGGUCACAAGAAUAAAGGAAAUGAUCACAAACUCGAGAAGCUCUUGAUUAUUAAACAAAUUCUCCUUUUUAGCACUUUAAGAAAUGCAUGGAGAACAGUAUGGAGAUUAUGAAUACUGAUGUGUAAAGGUGUAAAGGUGUAAGAAUUGAUAAACAACUGCUUUUCUUUGCAAUACUAUUACAAAAAUAUACAUGACGGCUAAGUAAAAGAUACUCAUUAGCUAGUCUGUUUUACAUACAAUUCUCUGAGCUUGUUCACAAGGAAAUAUAUGGACCCUACAAGGGAGAAUUGAGAGUGAGGUUAUGGGAAUCAGCCUUUUGUUUUGGGGUGACUCGUUUUAGGCCAAUGUGCCUUAUUAAUUUGGAGUUCUCUGUGCUAAAUUCCUUUUCACAUUUGACAGAAUUUCACGAACAUUCAAGUUUAUAAACUUGAACAAGCUCAAAACAAACGAACAACGCACAGGCAAAGUGAUAAACACAAUUUCAUGAGUUUAAAAGUGAUCUUGGCAGUAGUGGACACUACUUAAGCAGUAGUGAAAAUAAGGCUUAUUAAAAAAAACUCCUUUCUGUGAUACCGGUGCAGUGCUCUACCAACUGAACUAACAAGCCAACUGGGAGCUUGCUCUUAUGUUGGUUUCGUAAUAAACACGUGAAGUGAUGGAACUUCACUUCAUUUAAACACAAUGUCAUUUAAUAGCCUAAAUGAUAGGAGACAGGUAUGUAGGUCUUGUCUCAUUUUGUUCACAGAUGUGGAUGAAUGUAAGGAAAAUCCCUGCCCAAAGAACAGAGCAUGUGUAAACGAACCGGGCAGUUUCCAGUGUAUCUGUUUGAAAGGUUAUGAAGGAGAGGACUGUUCAGGUGAAUGA